Lytechinus pictus (painted urchin) is the source of this 3000-nucleotide messenger RNA. Its product is annotated as olfactory receptor 2T2-like. NCBI's taxonomy places the organism in Eukaryota, Metazoa, Echinodermata, Echinoidea, Temnopleuroida, Toxopneustidae. The record is from RefSeq and is a predicted model, not a curated record. Gene Ontology annotation, biological process: G protein-coupled receptor signaling pathway. The transcript has a single exon. The coding region runs from base 42 to 1238 and encodes 398 amino acids. Gene Ontology annotation, cellular component: membrane. Gene Ontology annotation, molecular function: G protein-coupled receptor activity.
CUUUCGAAGAAAGACGUGCACCAAUUUACCGAUAAACUAACAUGUGUAUGAAGAGGAGACUCGUCAAUACACCCCUUGUCCAGCAAUCGCGUGGGGAAUUAACUGAUGCUAGUAGUUUAUUGCCCUUUUCUAAGAGAAUCCUCCCUAAAAUUAUCGCGAUGGAAGACAGUACAACGAUGUUAAGAUUGACUGAACAACAGUUUUUUAGUUCGUUCGGAUCUACGGAGAACAACACAAACAGCAGUGAAGCUACCACCGAUCGUCCUGUUGAUGGUCUCUUGGUCACCAUCGUGUUAAUAGGAUCUGGUUGUAUCGGGGUGUUCCUAGUGGUGUCUUUCAACGCACUUCACCUCCUCGCCCUCAGAUCUGCAAAGAUGUUCCCCACCAAUCUUCGACUCUGUCUUCGUGUUCUUGGCGUCAUCGACCUCCUGGGAGGAUUCAUCUGCUACGGAAAGGUCGUGCUCGUCGCCGUUGAUAAUUCCUUUUAUUCGGAUGUGACGAAGUGUACCAUUUCCAAUGGUGUUAUGUUUAUCUUUGUUGGGAUGUCCCACAUGAUAUUGAUGCUGAUAACGAUAGAUAGAUACAUCGCCGUCACCCGCCCAUUGCGGUACCACGCCCUCCUCAACCGACGCAGGAUGAAAUUGCUGAUUAUUACCGCGCUAUUCGGCGGAGCUGUUGUUGGAGAAGUACCAACUUUUCACUUGAUGCUCAGUGGCACGUGCCAUCCAGAAGGUGAAGAACUUGUAAAAGUCAAGCAAUCCUUCGUAGCAGUUUACACCAUUAUCCCUUUCGCCUUUGUCAUGGUAACAACUGUUUUAAACCUGCACCUACUCUUGAUAUCAAAGUCCCAUGAGGAUCGACACAAGAGCACUUCACCAACGUGUCCACCAGAACAGACCGGUGGCCAACUAAAGUCAGAAUGCGAUGAAGAAGAAUUAGAAGAACUGAGAAAUCGCUCGACUAGCGAUUCAUCCCGCCCAAACUGUUGUAUGAAGAUGAAUAAAGGUACUGUCACGAUCUCCAUCGUUGUCGGGACGAGCUACCUCGUAUGGGCACCCGGAUUUCUCCUCCUAAUGAAUCACUUUUUUGUUGUCCCGAGGAUUGUCUCGUUCCUUCUUUAUAUGAUUAUGUAUUCAAGCCAUUGGCUUAAUCCAGUUGUUCUGUUUUUCAUGAAGAAAACAUAUAGGAGAGCAGUUAUUCAAAUUUUUACAUCAAACAAACGCCGAGUUCUUGAGUAGACUGUGUCGAUGAAAGACACUAUUUAUAUUUCAGCAUUAAAAAAAAAAUGUGAUACUGUACAAUCGACACAUAUGCAAACUGAAUACGGCUUUCCAAUCAUUUGAUGCAAACAUUCAAGAUGUUCAAACGCGGUUAUAUCAUGAGCCACAGAAAUUUAGGUGAUCAUAAUUGUUGCUAUGUACCAGAGAACAUUCAAAAGGUUUUUCAUAUUUAUAUGGAUGUUUCUUUACAUGUUUUCAACGGGUCGGUGGCGCCUAGGCGUUCCACCCUGUUUUCAAAAUCUAUUUUUCUCCCCUCAUAUUUUGUUUUCAUUCACCUAUCCUUCCCCAUUCUGUACGGAUGAAAUGGCAGUUUUAUUUAUAUCCUAAAUAAUUACAAUUCAAGACCAGUUUGUAAGCAUACUAUUAUCUUUAUCCAUUAUUGCCUUUCAAAACUUAAACCUUGAAGUCUAGUACAAUUAAUUCAGUGGAGAUUGUAUAAUUAUUUUCAGUUUCAUAUUAGUCUAAGAUGUGUGAUCAAAUAGUGCUUGUUAAUCUAACUCAUUUAAUUGGUACUCCAUGCUGAAAGUAAUAUGAUUUGAACAGAUAAAGAAAAAAUGACAUACAAACAAAGCACAUAAUUUUUUUUAUCACAAUCAGAUAUGGAAUAAUAAUACAGUUAUGACAUGUAGUCAAAAGAAUUUCCUUAUUUCGGUGACACAGUUCAAUGCAUGUAUUCAUGAAUAUUGAACAGAACUAAUGAUCUCAUAUCCCCAAGCACUCGUUCUUUUGUAUUUUAUCUAUAAAAUUUUGUUCAAUCAAUUUGUUUUCCUCCUAGAAUGAAAAAGAUUGAUUGAUUACUGAUUUAAUGCAUUAUUCACUGCGGCAACCUAUUAUUAUAAGGGACACAUACCAUACCCACAUGCUUUAUCAACAACGACUGCAUUGAGUCAACCCGGCAUCAAUGCAAUGAUGGCAUACAUCUCAGUCCUGAAGGUGUGAAAUUAUUCGCCGACAGUCUAGUCCGCCACAUCAACUCAGAAAGAGAUAGGCCUAUCUCAAACGAUGAUCAACAAAGGCACGAGAAUCGCAGAACUUUAUCUACCACCUAUGCGUCCAGACAUCCCUUACCAUCAUCCUCCCCGCAUCCUAUCUCAAUGACAAUGCAAAACCCACAUCUGCAACCUGCAAUAGAUGUAUCAAAUGAACAAAAAAGGUUCUUUUUUGUCUAUUUCGCUAAUACGUUUUGAGGCCGCUACCCUAGUCAAGCACUGCUUAUGGUAGCGGUCUCCAGCAUUUUUUUUUUGUCUACUUAACAAAGUACAACUUAUAAUAUUGCAAACUAAUACUAUCUAUAUACAUUUUUGCAAAUGAAUGAUUAUUUGUAUUUUUUUUUUGUUAAAAGAAAUGUAUCACUAUUUUUUUCUUUAUGUUGUACAUUAUGUUUGUUAAUUAUUUCUGUUGGAAAAAUGCUGAAAUAAAAUAAAAUCAAAUCAAAUAAAAAACCUAAACUAUGGAAUCACAGAAGGUAAUGAUCAUUGUUAGUGAUAAUUAAAAUUUUGAGAGAGACAAGUGUUAGCUUUAUUGAAGAAUAAGUCAGGUGCUUAACUAUGUAAAUAGUUUAAAUUGAGUUAGAACGUGCAUCUGAUCACUAGUUGCAUAUCAUGUGAAUUGAUCACAGCGGGGAACUUGCAUUAUAAUAUGCAGCAUUCAUAUCGCGCUUAAUACAAACGAUUCUAAGCGCUCCAUACUAUUACCCCGGCUCUAUAAUGACAUGUGCUCG